This is a messenger RNA of Penicillium salamii, 1608 nucleotides long. The record is from the annotation of a GenBank genome assembly. Lineage: Eukaryota; Fungi; Ascomycota; Eurotiomycetes; Eurotiales; Aspergillaceae.
AUGGACCUUGAAAUCGACCCAACCCUCAAACCCCGCGAUCAAAAAUCCCAAGAUGCAGACGACCUCGCCGAGUUCGGACAUGAGCAGAUUCUCGCUCGCAAAUUCAAUAUUUGGAGCAUGCUAGCCUUGGCUUUCUGCGUACUGGGAACCUGGUCUACUUUCGCACAAGACCUGUCUGACGGAUUGAUCAAUGGCGGUCCAGUCUCUAUCCUCUGGGGCCUCUGCCUUGUCACAUUCUGCAAUACAUGUGUUGCACUUUCGCUGGGCGAAAUCUGCAGUAGUAUGCCUACUGCUCUGGGUCAGGCAUACUGGGUUUAUCGUCUGUGGGAUUCUCGCUUUGGACGAUUCCUGUCAUAUAUGUGUGCGUGGAUCAAUGUCUUUGGUUGGUGGACUUUGGCUGCGUCUCAAGUGGCUUUCAUGACGAAUUUUCUGUUGGGCAUGAAAGUUAUGUUUUAUCCUGAUUGGACGGGUGCUUCUAAAGGGUGGUUGGAAUUCGUUGUUUAUAUUGGAUGUGUUUUUGUCCUCACAUUGAUUAAUGUGGUGGGUUGUCGGAAGGAAAAGUUCCUCCCGUGGAUGAACAACUUUGUUGGAAUUUGGUUUUUCGGACUGUUUUUCGUCUUCUGUCUUGCUUUACUUAUUUCCGUGGGGUCGAGAGAUGGUCUUACGUUCCAGCCUGCCACUUUCACUUUUGGAAAAUGGAUCAAUCAGACAGGGUGGCCAGAUGGUGUUGUCUGGUUCAUUGGUCUGGUCCAGGCUGCUUAUGGAUUGACGGCUUUCGACGCUGUCAUCCAUUUGGUGGAAGAGAUACCUGCCCCUCGCAAGAAUGCCCCAAAGGUCAUCUAUCUCGCCGUGAUAUCUGGAGCAAUCAGUGGAUUUAUCUUGAUGAUGGUCUGUCUUUUCUGUAUCCAGGAUGUCUAUUCCGUGGUCAAUUCAGCCAGUGGCCUUCCAUUUAUGGAGCUCGUCCAGCAGACAGUCGGUCAAACCGGAGGCGCAGUACUGAUCGCCCUGUUCGUGACAAACGGUCUCGGCCAAGGCAUCAGCAUUGUAACCACAGCAUCCCGUCUGACAUGGGGCUUCGCACGCGAUGGCGGACUCCCAUUCAGCACAUACCUAUCCGAAGUCAGUCCAUACUGGAAAGCCCCCGUCAGAGCACUAUGGUUCCAAGGCGCGAUCAUCGCCUUAGUCGGCGUUCUGUUCUUGUUCGCCGAAACGGUUUUGAAUGCCAUUCUCAGCGUCAGCACCAUCGCACUCACCAUAUCUUACGGCCUUCCCAUCAUGACUGUGCUAUUGAUGGGUCGGGACAAGCUCCCACAUGGAGGCCAGUUUCACCUUGGGAAGUUUGGUGCACCCGCAAACUGGAUUUCGCUGGUCUAUUGCUGCGUGACUACUGUCUUCUUCUUUUUCCCCAGCGCCCCCAACCCAUCCGGAGGGGAUAUGAACUACGCUAUUGGCGUAUUUGGUGUGAUGCUGGUUAUUGCUGUGACUUUCUGGUUUGUCCAGGGGAGUCGGACCUAUUUGAAUACAGAGGAGUCAAUGCCGCAUGUGCUUCAGGCUCAUGCAGUUGCUCAGGAAGUUGCACCACCGGAGCCUAAGAAGGAGGACCGAUAA